Pollicipes pollicipes is the source of this 926-nucleotide messenger RNA. RefSeq names its product fibrocystin-L-like. Bases 93 to 926 code for a protein of 277 amino acids. The record is from RefSeq and is a predicted model, not a curated record. The transcript is spliced from 7 exons. Lineage: Eukaryota; Metazoa; Arthropoda; Thecostraca; Pollicipedomorpha; Pollicipedidae.
GGGGUCAGCUGGGCCUGGCCGACAGCAGUGGCAUUGGAGCGAUCAGCUACCAGUUUACAGUCUCUGACAUAUCACCGCGCCUCGUCUCCGCAAUGGGAGGAUCCACCGUGCGGAUCACGGGUCAGGGGCUAGCCGCCGACUGCCAGAGACUGGACAUCACGGCCGGGGACGCCUUCGUCUGCGAGCCGGUCACCUGUACCGACACGGAGAUCAUGUGCCUCGUCAACAGACGCCGGCGCCGCCACGUGAUUCGCAACAAUGCAACACACCCGCGUUACGGCCCUGGCUACCUGUGGCAGCCGCAGCACCUGACCGUGUGGCCCGGUGACCUGGUCACCUGGCGCUGGGCGCCGGGCCAGGUCAGCUCCGACCAGGUGGGCUUCUCGGUGCACCAGACGGUCGACCAGCACUCGGACGCGUACGACGGAGCCGGCUUCAACAGCGGCGACAAGACGCCGCAAGGAUCAUUCACCACCAUGCUGGAGGAUAUCGGCACCGUCUUCUACUCUGGCGAGUCGGUCGGAACCAACACAGUGCGCAUGCGCGGGGUCAUCCACGUGGUGGCGCCGCCGGCUGGCAGCGGUGUCCUGUCCGUCCGGGUGGGCUCCGUGGAGGCGGAGUCGACACCAACCGACGGGGAUAUGCCGGCGUUCGUCCCCUCCGAGGUGUGCUCCGAGGACCCGGCACCGGCCGCCUGCCCGGCGUCGCCGGCACCUCUCGUGCUCACGGCGGCAGACUGCGUCACCGCCCGGGUCACCGGGGUCAGCGUCGCCUCUGGCGACGACAGUGCUGGACACAUGGUGGAAGCCGGCUCCGAGCUAACCAUCUCUGGGGCCGGCUUCUCCGAGACCGCCUGCCACAACCGGGUCACGCUGGGCUCCGGCGCCUGCCAGGUCACCUCGGCGUCGGCCAGGGCGCGGCAGUGA